Molecule: messenger RNA, 2705 nt
Organism: Neltuma alba
Lineage: Eukaryota; Viridiplantae; Streptophyta; Magnoliopsida; Fabales; Fabaceae
Product: kinesin-like protein KIN-13B
Exons: 12
Coding region: 180-2315 (711 amino acids)
Biological process (GO): microtubule depolymerization; microtubule-based movement
Cellular component (GO): microtubule
Molecular function (GO): microtubule motor activity; ATP binding; microtubule binding
Source: RefSeq, a predicted model, not a curated record
ACAUAAGGUUCGCCUUUUGAAGUUUCAAAAUCAUUUUCUUCCCACUUUUCCCGAACAGCAGAGUUCGUUACCUGAGGAAAAUAGAAAUUAAGCAUUCAAAAAUCAUCCACCAAUCCUCACUUCUGCAUCUUUUGCAGACUGAGUGAGAGUGGGAGGGAUUGAUCGAAUUUUGGAGGAGUAUGAGCGUGAUGGGGAGGCAGAUGCCACGAUCUAAUUCCUCAGUGCACCACCAGCGUCAGAAUUCCGAUAACUUUCUUGAGACCACUUCAAGGGGAAGAUGGUUUCAGUCGUCUACUUCCACGCAGGAGUUUGGUUCCUAUGUGGGAGGACUUCAGGGGUUUGGUGGGUAUCGGUCUUCCAGCUUAAGGAAGAACGAUGACGAUCAAGUCUUUCUCGGUGGGCUUACCCAUGGCCUUCUUGAUCUGCAUUCCUUCAAUACUGAGCUUUUACCUGAGAUGUCUAGUAUUCACGAUGAAUAUUUAACCAAUCAUCCUGCUCGUGGUAGAAGUUUUGAUGAUUCCGAGCCGUUUUCUUCCAUACCUGUAAACAAAGCUCGGGGCUUGCCUGAGACCAAUCUUAAAAGUCUCUCAGCAGAUAAAGAGAGAGCAAACAAUGUUGCUAAGAUCAAAGUUGUGGUUCGCAAGAGACCACUAAAUAAGAAAGAAAUAGCAAAGAAAGAGGAAGAUAUAAUUGCCAUAGAUUCCAAUGCUCUCACGGUUCAUGAAAGGAAACUUAAGGUCGACUUAACAGAAUAUGUUGAGAAACAUGAAUUUGUUUUUGAUGCUGUACUGGAUGAAGAUGUUUCAAAUGAUAAAGUGUAUUCUGAGACGGUGGAACCUAUUGUUCCUCUUAUUUUCCAACGAACAAAAGCCACUUGCUUUGCAUAUGGCCAAACAGGAAGUGGGAAGACUUAUACCAUGCAACCACUGCCUCUCAAAGCAUCCCAAGAUAUUUUAAAAUUGAUGUAUUAUACGUACCGGAACCAAGGUCUCCAAUUAUAUGUUAGUUUCUUUGAGAUAUAUGGGGGAAAAGUAUUUGAUCUCCUCAACGAUCGAAAAAAGCUUUUCAUGAGGGAGGAUGGAAAACAACAGGUUUGCAUUGUGGGCUUGCAAGAAUACAGAGUAUCUGAUGUUGGGGCAAUCAAGGAAUUUAUAGAGAAAGGGAAUGCUACAAGAAGUACUGGUACAACUGGCGCGAAUGAGGAAUCCUCUCGAUCACAUGCCAUACUUCAGCUUUGUAUCAAGAAAUCAGUUGAUGGUACAGAAUCCAAGCCUGCUCGACUUGUUGGCAAGCUAUCUUUUAUUGAUCUUGCUGGAAGUGAGCGUGGUGCGGAUACUACAGAUAAUGAUAAACAGACAAGGAUUGAAGGUGCAGAAAUUAAUAAAAGCUUACUUGCUUUGAAGGAAUGCAUUAGAGCUCUUGACAAUGACCAGGGACAUAUUCCUUUCAGAGGAAGUAAAUUGACAGAAGUCUUAAGAGAUUCUUUUGUUGGUGACUCACGCACUGUAAUGAUAUCAUGCAUUUCACCGAGCUCAGGUUCAUGUGAGCAUACUCUGAACACUUUAAGAUAUGCUGACAGGGUGAAGAGUUUGUCAAAAGGAAAUACCUCCAAAAAGGAAUCCGUUCCUUCAUCUUCAAACCUGAGGGACUCGACAACAUUGCCUUCGUCGUCAGUUAUAUCUCGUGAGGAUACCUUUGAAGAUGAAAUAAAUUACAUUUCUAAUGACAAGAAUCGUUUUGGUUGGUCCAAACAACUUGAAAGAGAGCCCUCUCCUCCAAUUAACAUGGAUCGGGUUCCUAGUGGAAGGAUGGGGGGAAAUUUCGCUGCAUCUGUGUAUUCAGACUCACAAAGGGGCCAAAGAGGUGGUCAAAACGACGAAGCUGAAAAUGACGUUGAUUACCUUAAGCCAACAUAUGAACAAGACAGAACGAGAAAGACGAGUAAGAAGGCAGACACCACCCGAUUAGCUUCUGUGGAGUACAAGAAGAUAGACUCUCAUGUGAAACGUAUGGAUCAGCCUAAGGCUAAUCAUAAGAAUACUCCUGAUGAUGACCUAAAUGCCCUGUUAAAGAAAGAGGAAGAUCUUGUAGCAGCUCAUAGGAGACAAGUGGAGGACACAAUGGACCUUGUUAGAGAGGAGAUGAAUCUGCUCGUUGAGGCUGAUGAACCCGGAAAUCAGCUCGAUGGUUAUAUUGUCAAAUUAAAUUCAAUUUUGUCACGGAAAGCUGCUGGAAUUCUUCAACUGCAGACCCAGUUGGCUCAAUUUCAAAGACACUUGAAGGAGUACAAUGUUCUGGUGUCCUCUGAUAACUAAGUACCAACCGUGAUUAGGUAUGAUUGUUAUUUAUUAUGGAUUUUCAGAGUGGCGAAAUGGUAUCAACCCAGGGUUCUUCUUACUACUACCUCCUCAGAGGGGCCAUUGCUGUGACUUGAACUGACACGAACCGAAGAUAUCCUCAUCUGUCAAGCUCUUUCUGACAACCUGAGGAAUGUAAACUAAUUCAAGUGAAAGUCCCUGGGUUGCUGUUUUGCAAUCGGGAAUCCUCGAGAAUUUUUUUUUUUGGGGUUUUAAAUUGGUCCGGCCUUGUUGGAUUUUGACUUUGUUUUGGUUGUAUUGUCUUUUUGUGUUGUAUAGACUGUAUAUUUGGAAUGGUUUUAUUUGUUUAGUCAGUUUAUAAAUUGAGUUUUGGUUUUGGUAUUCCAA